AUGGAAGCUGCUCUCUCCUCCAAGGGAAUAGGAGAGGCAUCCGGCGGAGAAGCGAGAGCGGAUCCGAGUGGCAUGCCGGUGGUGCCGGUGGGGAGACCGCCCACAGCACCGGUGGGAGCAGGGCGUGAGGCCGAGGCAGAGGCCAUUCGACAAGGGCUGCAGACCAUAGCGAACGAGGACUUGGAGGAGUUGAGGGAGCUGGGGUCGGGCACAUAUGGCACGGUGGUGCAUGGCAAGUGGCGCGGUACAGACGUGGCGAUCAAGAGAAUCAAGGCGUCCGUGUUUGACGGGCGCACCUCCGAGCAGGAGCGCAUGUUGGCGGAUUUCUGGAGGGAGGCGUGCCUGCUAGCAGGGCUGCACCAUCCGAACGUGGUGGCGUUUUACGGUGUGGUGAAGGACGGCGCAGACAACAGCCUGGCUACGGUCACGGAGUUCAUGGUCAACGGCAGCCUCAAGAGCGUGCUGCAGCGCAAGGGCCGGUCCAUUGACCGGCGAAAGCGGGUGAUGAUAGCAAUGGACGCGGCGUUUGGCAUGGAGUAUCUGCACUCGCGCAACAUCGUGCACUUUGACCUCAAGUGCGAUAACCUCCUCGUCAACCUGCGCGACCCCGCGCGCCCCGUCUGCAAGGUGGGCGACCUGGGGCUGUCCAAGGUGAAGCACAAGACAAUGGUGUCAGCAGGCAUGCGCGGCACCCUGCCCUGGAUGGCGCCCGAGCUGCUGGACGGACACAAGAAUGUCACGGAUAAGGUGGACGUUUACUCAUUCGGAGUGGUGAUGUGGGAAAUGCUCACAGGAGAAGAGCCCUACGCAAGCAUGCACGCAGGCGCAAUCAUCACAGGCAUUCUCACCAACAGCUUGCGGCCUCCUGUGCCCUCCUGGUGUGACCCUGCCUGGAAGCAACUCAUGGAGAGAUGCUGGGCGGCAGACCCUGCAGACCGGCCCACGUUUUCAGAGAUUGUGGAGGCGUUGAGAGAGAUGGAGAGUAGUAUGGGCGGCGGGCCUGGGUCGGCAGGGCAGAGGGACCACAGCUCCCUGAUCCUCCUAGAUUUUACACUUCUUUCGCUGCACGUCGGAGCGCGGCGACCUUGUCUCGUCGUGUCGGCCAAGCGCCAAAGCGAGACCUUGCGAGAUCCGCCGUCAGAUCCGCCGCCAGAUCCGCCGUCGGAUCUGCGGUCGGAUCUACUGUCGGAUUCGGAUCUAUCAUUACGUCGAGCGCUAGUAAUGCUGGAUCCGUUGGAAAGCGCGGCGUCGGCAACCGCGCAGCUGUGCAUCUUCCCCUUCCGCGCAUGCCACAAGGCCGCCACAUCGGGCUUCGGCGGAACCACCGCCGGCAGCAGCAGCCCCACUACUGCGAGCGCGAAUGACGCCGGGCGAGAUGCGACGUCGCCCUUCCCUCCCGCCGCUGCUGCUCCCGAGUUUCUGGACAGUCCUUGGAACGGCAAGGACUCUUGUCGAGCUAAAGCUGCCGUGGUUGUUACUCCGGCGAUCAUUACAACAACUAUUACUGCUGAUGCCGCUACGGCUUCUACGGCGCAAGCUCUGGCGGAGACCUACAAGCUCUCGUUCGACCGCAACAAGCGCUACGCAGCAGGCGCUGGCGGCGCCGCGUCCCAUGCAGCGGUUCCCGCUGCGAUCCGCGCUCCCGUCGCUCCGGAAAUGUGCGCUGUGGUAGCGGCGGGCGCCGCAGUGGCGGCACAGUCUCCCCCCGGAGGAUCCGCGUUCUCCGCCGAUGCGCCUCCGUCCGCGCCGUUCGUCUUCCGCGCGGGUCAAGAUGGCUGUAAAGAUGGACAGGGGGAACAUGGCGGGAGAGACGAGAAGGGCGAAGGUAUUGAGUCGUUGAAGGAGAUGCUUAUAGCGAUGCUAAGGGAGCAGCAGCAGGGACAGCGGGAAGAUCUGACAAGCAGUCGAUAUUCGGGUGAGGCGGGUACGUUUGCGCUUGUGGGGAGCGAAGGAGAGUUGAGGAAAGGGGAGGUGCAGAUGUGCGGGGAGGGGGAUGGCGGAGACUGCGCGAGUGUGGAGCAGUUUUAUCGGCUGGGGGAGGAGGUGGGGCGGGGGCAUUUUGGCGUGGUGCGCGUGUGUUGGGACGCGGAGACGGGCGAGCAGUUUGCGUGCAAGUCCGUGCUUCUAUCGAAUGUCAAACGCCAGGAGGACGUGAACGAGCUGCGCGCGGAGAUCUGCAUGCUGCUGCGCCUGCGCGGGCACGAGCACAUCGUCUCGUUGCGCGAGGUCGUCGUCGACGCCGCGCGCGCCGCCGUGCACGUUAUAACGGAGCACUGCGAGGGCGGCGACCUGUUCGAGUUUAUAGCGCGGAAAAAGCGGCUGAGUGAACGCGAAGCCGCGCUGUUGCUGCGGCAGGUCGUGUACGCGGUACAGCACAUGCACACUAACGCGAUACUGCAUCGCGACCUUAAACCCGAGAAUAUCCUGCUGGUAAACCCCGCUCCAGCUUCCGCUUCCGCCUCCGCCUCCGCCUCCGCUUCCGCUUCCCUUCUCCCCACGGUCACUACUGGCGCCGGCGCAGACCCUUCCGCGCGGCCCCGUUCCAGCUGCUCCGCACGUGGAGAAAAUUCCGUGGAGGGGGAGGGGGAGGCGGGGGAGACGCGGCGGGUGAAAGUCGCUGACUUCGGGCUAUCUCUGGUGCUGCAGCGGGGGCAGCAGGUGCGCGGAUUGGCGGGAAGCCCAUUCUACAUGGCUCCGGAGAUCGUCAAGCACCAGACGUACGGGUUUGCCGUAGACGUGUGGAGUUUAGGCGUCGUUCUCUACACCGCGCUGGCCGGCGUUCUGCCGUUUUACGGGAAGGAUCACGCGACGAUCUUCGGCGCGAUCUGCCGCGCGCAGCCGGAUCUGACGCGGCACCCGUGGGGCGCGGCCCUGACACUGUUCCACCUCCCACCACUGCCUCCCUUCCCCCUGCUUCCCCUCCCACUGCUUCCCUUCCCCCUGCUUCCCCUCCCACUGCUUCCCCUCCCACUGCUUCCCCUCCCACUGCUUCCCCUCCCUCUGAACUUCCUCUCUCUGUGCACCCUCAUCCUAUCGCCUCCCCUCCCGCUGUUACUCCUCCUGCUUCCUCACCUCAUACCAUUUGCUCCCCACUCACAGCUUCCCCACUCACAGCUUCCCCACUCACAGCUUCCCCACUCACAGCUUCCCCACUCACAGCUUCCCUUUUAA
This is a messenger RNA of Closterium sp. Yama58-4, 3171 nucleotides long. Lineage: Eukaryota; Viridiplantae; Streptophyta; Zygnematophyceae; Desmidiales; Closteriaceae. The record is from the annotation of a GenBank genome assembly.